CAAUUAUUAUUGCUGCUGCUUUCUUUGGGGCAGUGAAAUUUAUAACGACAAACAAACAGUUUGAAACUAGCCGUAUUUAGAUAAGAAAACGAAUUUUUAAAUUUAGUUAAACAAAACAACUGAUAAUGCUUUAAACGUACAGUAACCAACUAGCCAACAUGAGCCAAUGUCAAAGUUAACCAAAAACCGGAAACACGCCGCAUAGUCAACAGCUCGCAAAGGGCCACCAACGAACCAAACCGAUCAGGAAUAAAUAGGGACAGUUGCCUUAGGAUCUAGCUUUAGCCUCCACAAAUAGCCAUACGAAACGAAAGCCUACGGAAUCGAGAUUCGAACCGAUCCCAAAAUGCCCGCAACAGCCACGUCGAAACAGCGACCUCCCGUCGUCGACGAGGGAAUGACGCCCAAGAAAACUGCCCUGAUCAUCGUCACCGUGAUCGGAUGCAUCGCCAUUCUGUGGCCAAAGGUCUUCCAUCCGAUGAUGUUUGGCGGGGUUCCGCCACCCAAGCAAAACUUCAAGGAUCAGCGAGCAGUACCCGGCGGAUGUUGUGAUGUCGUGCUUGACAGAGAGCAGUUCAUGAAUGUUACGAAGAAGGAUACCAUCGAGCCCUUUGGUCCGCAUUUGUACCGCAAACAAAUCAAUGUUUACACGGGCGAAAUAAGUCUGCGCCAGGAGCGUCCAGCCCACCUGCAUCCGGAAUCCAUAUAUCAAGCCAUGCGGGAGCGGGGUCGCGCCAUUCCCGCCACGCCCACAGUUCCGAUCGUGGAGCGGAAAACCUCACCCAGCAAUCCGCCUCCGCGGAUCGUGGACGGACGGCCUGGACCUAUUCCUGGAAUGCGUCCGCCCAUGGGAGCCGGAGCACUGCAUCAACCUCAGCAAAGGGGUGGCAGUAGCAUGGGUUUCCUGAUGCCACUUUACACGAUCGGAAUCGUAGUGUUCUUCGGCUACACAUUAAUGAAGAUAAUGUUCAAGAAACAAGGUCCCAACGAUCCGUACGGACAAGCACCGCAGAAUCCUGCCUUCCGCCAGGAGGUCUUCGGACAACAGAACCACAGUCAGGUGGAGGACUUGGGCAGCAGCAAAUUGGGCUGGCGAGAGCAUCAGACAAGAGCCGCUGCAGCCGCCGCCGUCGCCGUGAAGCCGCCGGUCGCCAAGGACACCGAAAAGGAGCUGCUAAACGCCAGUCUGUCGGCCACCGAGGUGGCCAGCAGCUUGUCCGCCUCGCUGAAGAACCACCAGGCGCAAAAGGAGGCCGAGCAGCUGAUGGAGAUCGAGAAGCUGCGCCAGAAGCUCGAGAGCACGGAGCGGGCGAUGGCCCAGUUGGUGGCCGAAAUGAACACCGAUCAGUAUGAGGCAAAGAAAAACGACAACGAAAAAACGAGAGAGCAACUAGACAAGCAGAACAUCCUUUCCAACGGACAUGCAAACACCGACACCGACCAAAAUCCGGAGACAGCGGCAAAGGGAGGCGGAGCCAGGAAGCGCCGGGAUCUGAGCGCUGAGCGGGAACUUACGGUACUGGGCAUGGAGUUAACAGCCAGUUGCGAGGGCGGCCACAAGUGGACCGGUCGCCCUCCAACGCCUGUUUUCCGAGCGCCAAGCGAACAUUCCAAAUUGGAAGAAAAUUUGCCAGAAUCGCAGUCCAUUUACUUGGAAGGCGCUUUGGCACAUGAGUCUCAGAUUUUGGUGGCCGACUCCCAAACCAAACGUGAAGAGGUCUACGACUCCGAGCUUAAUGGAUCAGCCGAGGAACCAGCCAUCAUUCUUAGCAGCAGAAUGACAUUGUCAUUGAUUAAUUUGGACGCAAAUCAACAAAAUGGAAAUGCAGGCAAAUCCGCAGUGGAAAGUCCUCUGGCUGAUGACAUCGAAAUAAUUGGACACGACGAGCAGUAGGCAAAGAUAUAUACUUCAAUGUACACCGAUCGAAUUUUAUAUAUCCUGGCAAUGAUAAUGACUUGAUUCAGACGAAAAUAUUGCAAAGGGCCGAGUGAAAUUUCGUUGCUAAUUUCGUUUAACGACGAACAUUAUGACUGAUAAACACGAAACAGAUUUGCCAAUAAUUUGAUAUCUAAUUUGUAUAUACAUAUUGUAUGUUUUGAUAUCUUUGUUUUGAUUUUAAAACGCCAAAGUUUUGUCCCUCUCUUCACAAAAAAAAACACACACACAACCUGUCUUUCUGCUUUUAAAAAACCUUUCUCACUUUCGGUCAAACGUAAUCCUAGUUGCAUGUCUCGAAAUCUCUUUAACUCGAUUAGAAAAAUGCGGUCUUUGUGAACUGUAUGAUUUUAUGUGAAUACUGUUAGUUGAAACUCAAUGCUAAAACUAGUCUACCAUUAAGCUAAGCGCAUAUGUAUUUCAAACCGCAUCAACCCUGUAGCUACUUGGCCAGAAAAAUUACUCAAACAGAUCCGAUCGAUUGCACCUUAUUAUGAUUAAACAACUAAAGUUAGUGCCACAGCGUUUGUGAACCUAGUAUAAUAAAUAUAUUAAAAGCCGAA
Molecule: messenger RNA, 2499 nt
Organism: Drosophila elegans
Lineage: Eukaryota; Metazoa; Arthropoda; Insecta; Diptera; Drosophilidae
Gene: RIC-3
Product: resistance to inhibitors of cholinesterase protein 3
Exons: 12
Coding region: 347-1894 (515 amino acids)
Biological process (GO): synaptic transmission, cholinergic; protein localization to cell surface
Cellular component (GO): intracellular membrane-bounded organelle; neuron projection; neuronal cell body
Source: RefSeq, a predicted model, not a curated record